UGACUUCGCAGGACCGCUUUACCUUCCGGGUUGCCGUAGACUCCAUACGUCUGCCCUUUUGCUUUUUCGCGCUAUAAAUUGAGGGUACGUUCGCGGACCGCGUGUUCAGGAGUUAAACCGAGAGGACAACUUUGGGGUCAAGAGCACAAGAUGGGCAAGAAGCAGCACACCAGACCCAAGAAGGAAGCGCAGGCUCAGGAGGAGCCCGAGGAGUUUGUCGUGGAGAAAGUCAUCGACCAGCGCAUCGUCAAUGGGAAAGUGGAGUUUUAUCUUAAGUGGAAAGGAUUUACAGAGGCCGACAACACCUGGGAGCCCGAGGAGAACCUGGACUGCCCCGAGCUGAUCUCGGCCUUUUUGGAGGCGCAGAAGAACAUCAAGGAGAAGCCCGCGGCCGUGAAGAGGAAGGCCUCCACGGAGGAGGUAGAAGCGGAUCCGGCGAAGAAGACCGAGGCUGAGAAGCCCCGCGGCUUUGCCAGGAACCUUGAUCCGGAGAGAAUCAUCGGUGCCACGGAUAGUAGUGGGGAGUUGAUGUUCCUGAUGAAAUGGAAAGAAUCAGACGAAGCAGAUCUGGUCCCAGCCCGCGAGGCCAACACGCGCUGCCCUCAGGUGGUCAUAUCGUUUUACGAGGAGCGACUGACAUGGCAUUCCUGUCCAGAGGAUGAAGCGCAGUAGUUCCUCCCUCUGCUCUGUUGUUUGCACCACCGGUUUUGUUGAUUUGUUUCCCCUCAACCCUGGACUCUAUUCCCCCCCCUGCCCUAGUCUGCCUGUUAGUUUUAGCUACCGUUCAAUGUUUUUGAAGAAGUUUCUACGUUUUGUACUGUUCGGCAGCAGAGGAGAGCUUCGUGAUGCGUUGUGCUGCGACAAAGUUUUUUGAUGGAGCUCUUUUGCAACCUGGUUGCUCAAAUAUAUAAUUUUAAAUCUGAGUGCCUACUUGAAGAUGUUAAGCUGUCCACUUUGUUUCAUAGCUUAGUUUAUUUUGUUUGACCCUCUCUACAGAUGUAUGCAGAACAGGAAAAUAUUAUAGAUCUUGAUACCUUUCACUGUGUGAUGUCUUCCUGUUUUUUUUUUUUUUUUUUUUUUUUUUUUUUUUUUUUUUUUUAAAAUCUCUGCUUUCUAGAGCAGCUUGUGUGUGUGUGGAAAUCCCAACUGGAAUUAAGGGGCAUAAGAGACGAACUUUAGACUUUUGAGCAUAUUGUUGAUUGGGGGGUGUGUUAACAACCAGUGUUUAAAUCCUUUGGAUAACUUGGUUGUUACGACCAAUUAAAAUGUUUUGCUUUGUCUUGUU
Molecule: messenger RNA, 1285 nt
Organism: Fundulus heteroclitus (mummichog)
Lineage: Eukaryota; Metazoa; Chordata; Actinopteri; Cyprinodontiformes; Fundulidae
Gene: cbx3a
Product: chromobox homolog 3a (HP1 gamma homolog, Drosophila)
Exons: 5
Coding region: 151-672 (173 amino acids)
Biological process (GO): chromatin organization; negative regulation of transcription by RNA polymerase II
Cellular component (GO): pericentric heterochromatin; nucleus
Molecular function (GO): chromatin binding
Source: RefSeq, a predicted model, not a curated record